UCUUAAAACACCCAUAAUUCAUCACAGCAAACUAAGGCUAAGCCAUGUAGCUUUCUCUUGGAAGUCGCGCUUUGGAUAAAAGCGUUUGCUUAAAGAAUAAAUGUAAAUGUAAUGUCGCCUAUUGAGAAAUGCUGGUUCUAAAGAAAUUUGAUAUAGACUAUUUUAGCGAAAGGUGCCCGAAUGGAGGAGCGACAACAUGGAUCUGCAGAUUCUCCAGCAGAUUGUAUGAUGUGACAACCUAUUUAUUAUUCUCAUGGAAUAGCCUAGCUAAUUACACAUAGGCCUAUAGCCUAUAACUAGACGACCGAAAUUGGCUAGAGGAGCGACGGAAAGGAACAAAGAGAGAAGAGGAUAGAGACCAAAUACCCCCCCCUCACCGUUUGGGAUAAAGCAAAAGACUCCGCCUUCAGUUUUGCCGCUACCUCUGAUUGGAUCGAGACUGAACUGGCUUUUUGACCAAUGACUGCCAGUUACCAUGAAGUAUAAAAACUGGGCUCUGACAGUUGCCAUUUACUGCAUCCUAAAAACGUCAACAAAAUGAGCGGAAGAGGAAAAACCGGAGGCAAAGCCAGAGCAAAGGCAAAGACCAGGUCAUCCCGCGCCGGACUUCAGUUUCCCGUGGGUCGUGUUCACAGACUUCUCCGUAAAGGAAACUACGCUCAGCGUGUGGGAGCUGGUGCGCCCGUCUACUUGGCCGCUGUGCUCGAGUAUCUGACUGCUGAGAUCCUUGAGUUGGCUGGCAACGCUGCCCGCGACAACAAGAAGACUCGCAUCAUUCCUCGCCACCUGCAGCUGGCUGUCCGCAACGACGAAGAGCUGAACAAACUCCUCGGUGGUGUCACCAUCGCUCAGGGCGGUGUGUUGCCCAACAUCCAGGCAGUACUUCUUCCCAAGAAGACCGAGAAGGCAGUCAAGUCCAAGUAACGUCCCCAUUUGGUGUGAUUUCUCACCCUCCCCUAAGGCUCUUUUAAGAGCCACCCAAUCAACUCAAGAAAAGUGCAUUGACCUUUGAACCAUGAUCAUUAAGGGAACAAAUGAUAUCACUAGUGAGCCAUAUUCACAGAUGUAGCGGGCCAAACCGACCUGGAUUUUGUUCUUAUACUUAAGAGUGAGACAACUUUGUAUAGGG
Hypomesus transpacificus is the source of this 1129-nucleotide messenger RNA. RefSeq names its product histone H2A-like. The transcript has a single exon. Gene Ontology annotation, molecular function: DNA binding; structural constituent of chromatin; protein heterodimerization activity. Lineage: Eukaryota; Metazoa; Chordata; Actinopteri; Osmeriformes; Osmeridae. Gene Ontology annotation, cellular component: nucleosome. The record is from RefSeq and is a predicted model, not a curated record. The coding region runs from base 538 to 924 and encodes 128 amino acids.